This is a messenger RNA of Cotesia glomerata, 3028 nucleotides long. It is a transcript of the gene Invadolysin, whose product is annotated as leishmanolysin-like peptidase. The record is from RefSeq and is a predicted model, not a curated record. Lineage: Eukaryota; Metazoa; Arthropoda; Insecta; Hymenoptera; Braconidae. The transcript has 13 exons. Gene Ontology annotation, molecular function: metalloendopeptidase activity. Gene Ontology annotation, cellular component: membrane; cytoplasm. The coding region runs from base 496 to 2577 and encodes 693 amino acids. Gene Ontology annotation, biological process: proteolysis; cell adhesion.
UCUCCCUUAGAAUCUUUCAGAUCAGCUGUUCUUCGCGUAGCUCCGCUAAAAAAUUAAUAAAAUAAUUAAAAUUUCCGUCUAAUAAUCAUCGACAAGUGUCAAAGUUAAUAAUUAAAUAUAAAUUAACAAUAAAAAUUACCAAUGAGUGUAAAAAAAGUGUCAAAAAUGUCUGAAAAAGCAAAAAUAAUAAUUUUUUACAAAAAUAGUGUCCUGCGGUCGCAUCUAGCGGCGAACAUAGUAACUAUCACCGUGGAAUUCUAGCAUUACAAUCAGUAUCAGUGGAUGUGGAGAUUCAUAUCAGUGCGAGUGCUCAACCCGAACCCAGUUUGUCAGUUGACGUCCACGCGAGCUGUCAGCUGACGGGAAAUUUCUAAGUUGUUCGCGGUAUUUUGUUUAUUUUGUUUUUUAAUUAUUUAAACAGUUUUAAUAAUUAUAAUGAUAUUUUGAUUACUUAGAAAUGAAAAAUCAUUGGGAGCAAUAACAGUAGCAGUGAUUAUGUGCCGCGUUAAAAUAAAAAUGCAAUGCGGUACAUUAUUUACUAAUCCGAGUGGUAAUUCUCCGUCACUAAUAUUUUCAUUGGCUGGUUUUUAUUUUUUUUUUAUCGCAAGUCUUGGGUGCUCGCUUUGCUGUGCUAAUGGAAUAUUUCAUGACAUCAAGUGCAGUCAUCAACAUCCUAGACCACACGAGGUGGUUCAUGGAGUCCACAUUGAGCCGGCGCAUGAAGUGAAGAAGCGCAGUAUAAACCAGCCACUGAGGAUCCUGCUUUUCUACGAUGAGAGUGUCUAUCGACUCGAUGCGGAAAAGUUUGAUCUAAUCAAUAACACUAUUUUACCCGAGGCAGUGCAUUUCUGGGAGCGAACAUUGAUGGUUAGAGAAACUAAGAAUACUAUCCGCCUUAACCGGAAAUGUGAGAGCAGCCGGGUGUUUGUAAAAGACCACCACACCUACUGCAUUGAUACUUGUCGAGCGGUUACUAUGUGUGGCGAGGUUGUUGUACCGAAAGAGCAUCUUGAUGUUUGUCGUGUCUGCAACGCAACUGGACAAAAAUGCCAAGUCCAGGAUUACAGUAGCGCUGGAGCGGGGAUAGAUGGCGCUGAUUUCGUGUUUUACGUGUCGGCGCUGCAAUCGGAGCGGUGUCACAAUGGACUAACAGUUGCCUAUGCAGCCCACUGCCAACAAGAAGCUGCUCUUGACAGGCCUAUUGCAGGACACGCGAAUUUGUGCCCCGGAAGCAUCAGCACGAAGCCUCAGGAGCUGGAAACUCUUUUGAGCACAGUCAAACACGAAAUUCUGCACGCUUUGGGGUUCUCUUUGAGUCUUUACGCGUUUUAUCGCGACGAAAAUGGAGAACCUAGGACGCCAAGACGGAGCGAAACAGGGAAGCCACAGCUUAAUGAAAAGCUACAGACUCAUCAGUGGAGCGAAAACACGAUAAGAACAGUGGUGAGGCCGCAGUGGCACGUAAGAGGCGGGACCGUCAAUCGCUCGAUGCAGAUGAUCGUCACCCCGCGUGUCCAGGAGGAAGUUCGCGCCCAUUUCAAGUGUCCCAGUUUAGAGGGCGCUGAACUGGAGGACCAAGGCGAGGACGGUACCGCGUUGACGCACUGGGAGAAGCGUGUUUUCGAGAACGAAGCAAUGACUGGAACUCACACACAAAAUCCAGUCUACUCCCGAAUAACUCUCGCACUUAUGGAGGACACCGGGUGGUACACGGCUAAUUACUCGAUGGCCCAGGAGCUAGGCUGGGGACGCAGAUUGGGCUGCGACUUUGCCAUGAAGUCCUGCAAGGAGUGGAUUACUUCUAGGUCUUCGAGGCUGUCUGAGGAGAAUCCUAAGGGAAAGACAAUACAUCCGUUUUGUAAUAAGGUUAAACAAGAUCCACUACAAACUGAGUGUACUGACGACCGGAGUUCUGUGGCGCUUUGUAAUUUAGUUGAACAUUCACAACCGCUACCGAAGAAAUAUCAGAACUUCGAUUGGAUCCCGCAUGUGCCUCCAGGAAAGGAACAAUACUACGGAGGGUCAGUCUCCCUAGCUGACUACUGCCCUUACAUCCAAGAAUUCACCUGGCGUGCUAAGAACAUCGUGAUCCGCGGUUCCCACUGUCUCUACGAAGAAAACAACCCUCAUCCAGAAAAGAACUUCGCUCUGGAGAACUACGGGCCCUACUCCCGGUGCUUCGACCACACAAACGACAUGUGGGAAGAGCGAACUUGCAAACAAGCCCGCCAGUGGCAGCACUGGGGCUCCGGGUGCUACCAGUACAGAUGCGAGGCCGGAAGACUUCACAUAAUGGUCGCUAAUUUUACCUACACCUGCUACCACGCCGGUCAAAAGCUCACUAUUAAAAUAAUUCAGAACGAGUGGCUCCACAAGGGGGCGCUCAUUUGUCCUCCUUGCAAAGAAAUUUGCCAACAGGAGCUCAAGGAGAAAGGCGAGUGGUGCAAACCAGGGGACGAGCAUCCUCCUUCGACUUUUUAUCACCAAGAUCACUUGCAGUGCUCGGCUGUUGGUAACUUACCGGUAAUUUUACUCACUGUCGGUACAACAGUUUUAUCCUAUGUGAUUUUGAGAUGAUCAAAUUUUAAUUAGUAAUUUUUUAAGGCGCUGUCAUAUCGUAAUUAUAAAUUAGGAAAAUUAAUUUUUGUUUUUAUGUAAUGUAUAUAGUUUUUAAAAAUUGUGUCGGUAACAUUUUUUCAUGGCUCACUUUUUUAUUGGUUAGGUAGGAAAAAAUAUAAAUAAUUUACUUACGGGUGGUAAGAAAGGAAAUUUAUGUGCGGGCAUUUUGUUAUUGGUAGUCAAUUGUACCGAUUGUUGAUCAGUGAUUGUACAUACACAAGUAUUUUAUCUAUUGAUAAUAACAUUUUUUAAAAUUAUUUAUUAAUUUUAAUUUUAAUUUUAACAUUCCGAUUUUUUUUUAAUAUAGUAUAAUUAUGUCAAGUGAUUAAUUAAUUUAUAAGAUUAUAUGAAAGUAUUUAGAGUAGUUUGGUGCCAUUUUGUUCGAUGUUAUUAUUAAUUUUUAUUUAUU